AGCGAUAAUUACAAGUUACAUGUAUUAGACAAAGCCAUCGUAUUUUGUAUUUUAUAAAAAUGUUGUAAUUUAGAGAAAUGAUGCAGCAGCAGACACAAAACGUACAACCUCCAAAUACACCUAGUUUCCAGAUACCCGCAUAUGUCCUAGAUGAUCUUUGUAGUCGUUUCAUUAUCAACAUACCCGAGGAAGAGCGGCUGGACUUGAUAAGGAUUUUCUUCCAGAUAGAGCUAGCCCAUUGGUUCUACCUGGACUUUUACUGUGCUGAACAACCAGAGUUAAAAACAUGCGGCAUCAAAGAUUUUUCUGCUCAGAUAUUUCAUCACUGUCCGUUCUGAGUGGACAUGCACGGAAAAGGGGACGAUCCUCGGAAA
Mercenaria mercenaria is the source of this 374-nucleotide messenger RNA. Its product is annotated as m7GpppN-mRNA hydrolase-like. Lineage: Eukaryota; Metazoa; Mollusca; Bivalvia; Venerida; Veneridae. Gene Ontology annotation, molecular function: hydrolase activity; manganese ion binding; RNA binding. Gene Ontology annotation, cellular component: cytoplasm; P-body. Bases 78 to 338 code for a protein of 86 amino acids. Gene Ontology annotation, biological process: deadenylation-dependent decapping of nuclear-transcribed mRNA. The transcript has 3 exons. The record is from RefSeq and is a predicted model, not a curated record.